Nymphaea colorata (pocket water lily) is the source of this 1754-nucleotide messenger RNA. Its product is annotated as UDP-D-apiose/UDP-D-xylose synthase 2. Bases 161 to 1333 code for a protein of 390 amino acids. Lineage: Eukaryota; Viridiplantae; Streptophyta; Magnoliopsida; Nymphaeales; Nymphaeaceae. Gene Ontology annotation, molecular function: carboxy-lyase activity. The record is from RefSeq and is a predicted model, not a curated record. The transcript is spliced from 10 exons.
CCUCUCUCUUCCCCUCUUUCCGCUUCCCAUCUAUAUAAAGCAGCGGGGAGCUCCACCGGAGAGGGGCGGACAUUGGUGACCAUCAUUCUCCUCCUCUUCUCUUCUCUUCUCGUCGUCCGUCAGCUUCGUCUCCUUCCUCUCGACUCGGAAUCAAUCCGCGAUGGCCGGCGGGGGUGCUGUCAGGUUGGAUCUGGAUGGGCAGGCCAUCCAGCCCCUGACGAUCUGCAUGGUGGGUGCGGGCGGGUUCAUCGGCUCCCACCUAUGCGAGAAGCUGAUGGCCGAGACCUCCCACCGAGUCCUCGCCGUCGAUGUCUACAAUGACAAGAUCAAGCACCUCCUCGGAUCCGAUCUCCCCUGGUCCGGCCGCAUCGAGUUCCACAGGCUCAACAUCAAGCACGACUCCAGGCUCGAGGGCCUUAUCAAGAUGGCAGAUCUGACGAUCAAUCUCGCGGCGAUAUGCACGCCGGCGGACUACAAUACUCGCCCUCUUGAUACCAUUUACAGCAAUUUCAUCGACGCGCUUCCAGUGGUCAAGAUCUGUUCAGAAAAUAACAAGCGUCUGAUUCAUUUCUCUACAUGUGAAGUUUAUGGCAAAACCGCCGGCAGCUUUCUUCCCCAGGGUCAUCCUCUGAGAAAUGAUGCUGACUUUUAUGUCCUCAAAGAAGACGCAUCCCCCUGCAUCUUUGGUCCCAUUGAGAAACAACGGUGGUCUUAUGCUUGUGCCAAACAACUAAUUGAAAGGCUUAUAUAUGCGGAGGGAGCAGAAAACGGCCUUGAGUUCACCAUUGUUAGGCCUUUCAACUGGAUUGGACCAAGGAUGGAUUUCAUUCCUGGCAUUGAUGGUCCAAGUGAGGGUGUUCCUAGGGUUCUUGCUUGUUUCAGUAAUAAUCUCCUUCGUCGUGAGCCUCUGAAGCUUGUAGAUGGGGGGCAAUCCCAGCGAACCUUUGUGUACAUCAAGGAUGCUAUUGAAGCAGUCCUUUUGAUGAUCGAGAACCCAGCCCGAGCAAAUGGCCAGAUUUUCAACGUGGGCAAUCCAAAUAAUGAAGUUACUGUGAAACAACUAGCUGAAAUAAUGACAGAGGUGUAUUCAAAGGUGACAGGGGAAGCUCCAUUGGAGGUGCCGACCAUUGAUGUAAGCUCAAAAGAGUUUUAUGGUGAAGGGUACGAUGACAGUGAUAGGCGCAUUCCAGAUAUGACCAUAAUCAAUAGACAGCUUGGUUGGAACCCCAAGACAUCUUUAUGGGACCUUCUGGACUCGACGCUCACUUAUCAGCAUAAGACUUACUCACAAGCUGUCAAGCUGGCAAUGGCAAAUCCUGUAGCUUCCAGCUAAAAACUGGCUUGUCCGUGCACAGUCCUUUGGAUCCACAAACGAAGAUCUUCGUUUGUUGAAGGCGCACGUCGUGGAAGUCUAUACGUUGAGGGAAGCUUCCCAAUAGAGUAGAGUCUUGGUUCCUAGCAUGUUUAGAGUAUAACUUUAGAUCAAUGUAUUUUAAUAAACUUGGUAGUCUUGGAAAGGCGUCACUAAGCUAAAGACUGGUUGUCUCAAUGCCUUCUACAUCAUGUGUACGUUCUAUUCUUUUUCCUCCUUGUGGUAAAGGAAUUUCAUUCCCAUUUGAAUGUAUGUCAUGUCUGAGGCUCAACUCAUAGCCUGCGGAUUUGGUUUCAGAAAUUUGGUCUUUUUGCUGUAUUGAGUUUGUUCGAACUUUGGAUAUGUUCUGAUUAUCUGAAUCGAAAAUUUGACAUUACUUAAA